Messenger RNA from Amyelois transitella, 644 nucleotides. It is a transcript of the gene l(1)10Bb, whose product is annotated as protein BUD31 homolog. Bases 148 to 582 code for a protein of 144 amino acids. The record is from RefSeq and is a predicted model, not a curated record. NCBI's taxonomy places the organism in Eukaryota, Metazoa, Arthropoda, Insecta, Lepidoptera, Pyralidae. Gene Ontology annotation, biological process: mRNA splicing, via spliceosome. The transcript has 2 exons. Gene Ontology annotation, cellular component: spliceosomal complex; nucleus.
UAAAAAAGACGUCUAAUCAAAAAAUAAAUAAAUUGCUUGCUCGCUCUUGCUUGGAUAAAAUAUUUAGAUAUUCUUCUCUUACAAUUUUUAAAUCGAGGCUAAAUAUAACUAUUCGUCGAAAGAACUUUUAACUCUCUUAGUUUCACAAUGCCUAAAGUACGCCGAAGCCGAAAAUCACCACCAGAAGGUUGGGAGCUCAUUGAACCAACUCUAGAAGAAUUGGAACAAAAAAUGCGAGAAGCUGAAACUGAGCCACAUGAAGGAAAACGUAAACAGGAAUCACUAUGGCCUAUAUUCAAAAUACACCAUCAGAAGUCCAGAUAUAUUUACGACUUGUUCUACAGACGAAAAGCCAUAAGCAGAGAGUUAUAUCAAUACUGUUUAGAUGAAAAGAUUGCUGACGGAAACUUGAUAGCUAAAUGGAAGAAGACAGGUUAUGAGAACUUGUGUUGCCUGCGUUGUAUUCAAACAAGGGACACAAAUUUUGCCACAAAUUGUAUUUGUCGUGUCCCAAAGAGCAAGUUGGAGGAAGGCAGGAUUGUAGAGUGUGUUCAUUGUGGCUGCAGAGGCUGCUCUGGAUAAUGUAGGUAAAUUAAUUUGUAUGGAAAAUGGUUCAUAGUAAUUAAAUAUGUAUUUUAAGGCAA